Molecule: messenger RNA, 2856 nt
Organism: Entrophospora sp. SA101
Lineage: Eukaryota; Fungi; Glomeromycota; Glomeromycetes; Entrophosporales; Entrophosporaceae
Source: the annotation of a GenBank genome assembly
AUGGAAGAACAAAUAGAACAAGCUGUUUCCUUUGCAUUAAGCCCAGCUAUGGAUCAAAGCCUGAAAACUCGGGCAAUGAACUAUUGUGAACAAAUCAAGGCAUCUCCAGAUGGGUGGAAAUUGUGUCUUUCAUUGUUCGUACGUUUUCCAAAAAGUACUCCGGAGGCUCGUGUUUUUGCUUUACAAGUUUUAGAUGAUGUUUUACAAAACAGAUUUACAACACUAGAUUCUUCUCAAAUUAUUCAAAUACGUUCUACUUUGAUGGAAUUUUUUCAACGAGAAUAUGUCGUUGGCGAUGUAAAUGAUGAACCACAAUAUCUAAAAAAUAAAUUUGCUACUACAUUGACUUUAUUGUUUGUUCAAUUAUAUCCAUCAAAUUGGCAAAAUUUCUUUGAUGAGUUUCUUUUAUUAAUCCAAUCAAAUAAUAUUAAUAUUAAUGGUGAAAGGAAAACAAAUUCUCGUACUGUUGAUAUUUUUUUAAGAAUUUUAUUGUCAAUUGAUGAGAAAGUUGCAAAUAUUGCUAUUUCGAGAGGAAAAGAAGAAGCCAUUAGAAAUACAACAAUAGUAAACAAUAUGAGGGCAGGUGAUAUUCAGAAAUUAGCAACAAUUUGGUAUGAAAUUUUGAAUGAUUAUCGUUUACAAAAUCAAGAUAUUGCACAAAUGUCUUGGAUCGACAUAUCUUUGAUUGUAAAUGAUGCAUUUAUUUCACUUUUAUAUCAAUUAUUAAGUGAUUCAAAAUUAAAAAUUUCUGCUUGUGAGUGUUUGGCUGAGUCCGAUGAUAUAGUAUUUGUAGAACAUGUUGCAAGGCUAACCAAUGUUUUAGGUGUAGAAUUGUGUAAAAUAUGGGAAGGUGCAGAUCAAGAAACAAGAAAUGUUGCAUAUAAUCAGAUAGAAUAUUUACUUGAAUUUUUAUUAAAGUUUCUUGCAGAUGAAUAUGAUGAUACUUCAUCUGCUGUUUUUCCUUUUGUAACUGCAUUUCAAUCAUUAUUAAAAAGACAAAAAAAAAUAGCAGGUGAACUUACCGGUGAACAAAGAGAGUUUCUAGCUUCUUUGUUAAAAGUCGUUAUUAUAAAGAUGAAAUAUGAUGAAUCAACUGAUUGGAAUGGAACGGAUGAAGAAGCUGAGGAAGAAGCCGAAUUUUUAGAAAUGCGAAAAUUCCUGAAACAAUUUUUUGAUGUAAUUCAUAAUAUAGAUGAGCAAAUAUUUACUACAUUUGUUCAUUCAGCCAUAAUUAAUACUUUUGAAAAUUAUCAAAAAAUUGGUAACGAGUUUGAUUGGAGAGACUUAGAGUUGAGCUUACACGUGUUACUUUUAUAUGGCGAGGCUCUUAAAGGAUCAAUGUCAUUUGUGUUAAAACAAAACAAUGAAGUUGUUGCUUUGUCUCCUUUAGGUGAAAUGAUUCUUAAAAUGUUUCAGUGUAACGUUUUUACAUAUCCACAUCCAUCAACCGCUUUGAUUUUUUUUGAAAUUGUUGUUCGUUACUAUCAAUUCUUUGAAGUUCAACCCGAAUAUAUUCCAAUAGUUUUAGAAGCAUUUAUUGAUACGCGUGGUUUACAUAGUAUUAACUUACAAAUUCGUUCCAGAUCUUGGUAUCUUUUCUAUAAAUUUGUUAAAUCACUCAAAUCGAAAAUGAGUAAUUAUGUGGAAACAGUUUUGAGUAGUAUUCAGGAUUUAUUAAUAAUUCAAUUAGACCCAGCUAUAACUGAUGCAGCUGGCGAAAUUUUAUUAGCUAAAGAAGAGGCUAUGGAUAAUACAUUUACUAAUCAAUUAUAUUUAUUUGAAACCGUUGGAAUACUCAUUACAAUUGAUUCUGUUCCUAUUGAAACUCAAAUGGAAUAUUUAAAGGCUAUCGUUGGUCCUUUACUUGCUGAAUUACAGCAAAACCUUGAAACAGGUUCAAAAGAUGUGCGUACAAUUAUCCAAAUACAUCAUUUAAUGAUGGCAAUUGGCAGCAUAGCAAAAGGAUUUCCUGAGGCGUCAAAAGGUGUGGCACAAACGGUCCCUUGGAUUGAUUUUAUGAAACAAACAACUGAAGCUAUUUUAGUUGUUUUGAAAACUCUUAGUAAUUUUGAAAUUAUUCGAGAUUCUGCAAGAUAUGCUUUUGCAAGGCUUGUGAAUGUCCUUGGUAUAGAAAUAUUGCCAUAUCUUCCACCUUUAAUUGACGGAUUGUUGAAUGAAAUUAUUUUUGAUAUUUUAAAUGAAUUAAUUAAUCCAUUGUUCAGAAAAGUUUUUCUUGUUUUAAAUCAAGCACCAUCCGGGACUGAUGAAACUAUUUUAUUUGUAGUUCUUCGAAAAGCCUAUUUAAAUUUUAUUUUAGGAUUAUUAAAUGGCGGAAUGGAUCAAGUUUUGAUAAGUGAAUUGAAUAAACCCAAUUUAGAAAAUAUACUUCAAAGUGUAAUCCACUAUGCUAGUGAUACAUCAGAAAUUAGUUCUCUUAAAAUUUCAUUUAAUAUUUUAUCAAGGGCUAUAAGUUUAUGGGGUGUUAAUCCAUCACAAAUAACUCAAGAUAUCACUACCACCGCCACUGUUACAACCACCAACAAUUCUUCUAAUGAUGCCUUUUCUAGAACUUUAGAAUCUCAACCUUUACCUGGGUUUGAACGUUUUAUGUAUGAACACAUAUUGCGUGUUUGUUUUGAACUUCCGAUGAAACAAUCAUUCGAUGUUGCUGAUGGUCAAUCAUCAGUGGUUUUAGGCGAAAUCUCAAACAUGAUUAAAACUAUGUAUACACUGAGAGGCAAUGAAUUUCUUGAAUAUACAAGGAAUAUUUGGUUGCGACAAGAUCUUGCUGAUGAAUUCUUGCAAGCUUUACAACAAUUAGAUCAAAAAGCUUUUAAAAAAUAUUUUACGGUAUAG